AUGAUGAAAAUAGUGCUAAAGGUAGAACUCUAUGAUGAUAGAAUGAAGAAAAAAGCCAUGAAGACAGUAUCUGGUUUUUCAGGGGUUGAGUCUGUUUCAGUUGACAUGAAGGAUCAAAAACUAAUUUUAAUUGGAGACAUAGAUACGGUUAAUGUGGUUGAAAAGUUAAGGAAAUUAUGUCAUGCUGAAAUUGUUUCAGUUGGACCAGCGAAAGAAGAGAAGGAAGAAGAAAAAAAAGAAGCGGUAACGGAAGAAGUAAAGAAAAAGGAUCCAAAGGAAGAAUUGGCUGAACUUAUGAAAGCAUAUGAGUCAUAUUAUAAUCAAAUGAGACAGCCAACAUAUCCUUAUUACUAUUAUAGAACUGUGGAAGAAUCUCCUAGUGGCUGUGUUAUUUGUUGA
Messenger RNA from Lathyrus sativus (Indian pea), 399 nucleotides. The record is from the annotation of a GenBank genome assembly. Lineage: Eukaryota; Viridiplantae; Streptophyta; Magnoliopsida; Fabales; Fabaceae.